Cuscuta epithymum is the source of this 7846-nucleotide messenger RNA. The record is from the annotation of a GenBank genome assembly. Lineage: Eukaryota; Viridiplantae; Streptophyta; Magnoliopsida; Solanales; Convolvulaceae.
UGCCUUAGGUUUUCUCUUAAGUUAGCCUCCUUUUAUAGGUAAGGAAGUCUAACUUAAGGCUUACAAGAGAGGCUAAUGGGCUAAUAUUCAAUUGUGGCCCAUAUUACACAUUUAACUAACAACUACACAAAUACAAAGACAUCUAACUAGAUUGGACUUCAGAAAAAGUCCUAACAAUCUCCCCCUUGGUGUUCAAUCUUGUUUGAUCAGCAUUGCAGCGCGGAUGUCUUUGUCUUUGUGUUCAGUUGCUCCUCAAUGCAGCUCAGCUUCCUUUGUCUUUGCACUCGGCUUCUUGAAAAGGCUUUUUGAAGAAAUCCUUGCAACCUCCCCUUUGAUGUCUUCAUGGCAAUUUGUUCUUUGAUGCCGGGGAGUUGAAGAAUCUUCAGGAUGUAGCUUGUGAUCUUUACCUUUCAGAAGUUGCUCUUGAUCCGCAUUAAUGAAUUCCGUUGGCGCCUCUGGAACGAGUGUUCAGGUGAUAUACAGGCACGCACAGGAUUCAUCUUCAGAACUUGAAUACUUGAACUUUGUCUCCUCAAAGUUUACGUGGCACAGCGGAAAAUUAUUGUUUUUUAGGAGAUCUCGUCAGUGGCACAGCGGAAUAAGAUAGUUGACUUGUGAGCGUAGCUGACCAUUUGAUUUGAAGCUGGCUUUGCACUUGAGUUGAGAAACAAGAGUGUCAUCGUUGUUGUUGUUGUUGUUUUGUGCUGGAGGAGAGAAGUAUCCAAAAAUGAUUUGUUGAUAGUGACAGCAUGUGGACUACUCGCCCCCUCAUGACGAUCCGAUGAAUCGGGGCGUCAUGCCUUUAUUCUUUUAUUCUGGGAAACAAAAUUGAAAACAAACAGAAAGGUUAAAUAAUAAAGACCGGGUACUCAAAAGUGUUCCGUUAACACAACAUCAAUGUAAACACUGAUGUGUGGCCUGUAUAAGAGGAUAUAAGCAUUACAACUCUAACAGGACUUCCAACCAAUCAUUGUGAAGCAUCUGAAGCAGAUGUCACUCUGGUUGUUAAGGCGUGAUCAUAAAGAUCAGCAAUGCAAAUCGUAGCCCCCCGAGGUCGCGUAGACACCCGUUAUCAUCACUAUAGAGAUAAACUCUAAAGUGAUGGUCUGAACAUGUUGGUGAUUUCUAUGUUGCAACAGAAGGACUUCCUUCCAAUCAUCGGUCUAUCUAUAUUAGAUGAGCCCUAUGGAAGUUCUCACAUGGUCACUUGAACCUGCAACUGACUCAAAAGUGUGUUUGUGUCCUAGAAAAUUCAAAACAUUUGGGAGUGAGAUAACUAGACACAACGUGAUCAAUGAAAGUUCAGUGGCAUGGGGCUGAGGCCACUGUAGUCAGUAUCACUUGCCUCGGAGGGAGACAAUGAUGAGAGAUGAGGUUCCCCGUGAAAUAUGAUUAAACACUUGUCUGUUGGGAGACAAAUGAGUGGUCUUGGGUAGGGGUGAGCAUGGAACAGUACGGGACGGUUAUUUCAAAAAACCUGUCCCGUCCCAAAGUACGGUUCUUUUAAAAAUCAAGAACCGGUACCGUCCUGCAUAUAUAUGGAACCUGUCUCGUUCCGUACCAAUUUUCAGCACGGUGCGGUACGGUUCGGUACGGUUCUUUGGUGUUAUUUGGUUCGUACAUAAUUAACCACCAUGAAAUAUAAUUAACCCUAUUUACAUAACAUUGUUUAUAUCAUUUAGUAUUGUUUUUAUUUUAAAGCUAACUUUUGGUGCUGUCAAGUCUUAAUAAUUGGUGAUAGAGUAUAUGGGCCCGGCCCCCAUGGCCCACAUACUCAAGUCAACGACAACCAGAACACCCACGCGGCCCCCUUCGGCCAGUGGGACCGCAUCGGCCAGAAACCAAACCGGCCCAAGAACCACGCAUGGACUUCCGGGAACGCAUCGGCCCAUGGACCGCAUCGGCCAAAAGGCACCGCGUCGGCCCGGCUUCGUACGGGCAGAAUGCAUCUCUCUACUUUAUUUACUAAGUAUUGUACACAGCCCAUUAGUGGCCCUAUUUCGCCCAAAGGAGGCAUGAUUAUUGUGAUGGGCCUCCUAAGCCCAUGGCUAGGAGCCCAAAUCCACAUUUUUACCUAUAAAUAGACCCCUUGGGGCUAGUUAUAGGGGGUUGAGAAAUAUAAUUACUCACUUUCUCUCUCUAGCUCUCACUUCUCUCUAGAAUUAAUACUCUAUCAUUUGGUGCUUUCAUUGAGAGUCAGAACAGAUCAAGUGAGUACCCCUCGUCGCUACUAGACGCAACAGAAUGACAAGAACCAGGUCAAAGAACACCGGAAGGAAUGCCCCUCUGAACCAGGAAGGGCAGGGAAACGUUGCUGACAACGUCCCCAAUGACCUCAUCAUUCAGGAUGAGAACGCUCAGGAGGUCGAGCUCGCAGCGGCCGACCUUCGCACCCAGCUCAACAAGACUGCCUCAGACGCCCGCAUCGGGCUCGAGGACAAGCGCAAUGCUGAUCGCGCUUCGGGCUAGCAGGCUUCUCACCCUGCUGCCCCCCAGAUCAACCCGGCCGCACUAUCGGCCAUCGUCGCAAGUAUUCUCCAGGACCCCAACGUCGUCAGCGCCCUCGUCGCAAAGACAGGGGAGAACAACACUCCCGUGACUGGGGAAGUCGCGACGGUGCCACCACCCCCGCCUCGGCCACAAGGCGUCACCUUCUUCGGCAACGACGAAGGCAUCCUCGCCGUGGACACCCAUUCCCAUACUGCCUCUCCUACCCGGGAUACACCGGCCCAACCUCGCGGUAAAAUCUCGGCCUUCAACAGGCUGGGUGACAUCGCGAGCCGUCGGGUACCUACGGGGAGGGUGGCGGAUCGAUUGGGUAACCACGAGCCAGGGUCGCCAAAGGAAAGCUUCGGGUCCGUUUCCCGGACAACGGAUCGGCCCCGACAGGACAAAGGAAAGGGAAAACUGAAUGAUGAUGAUGCGCGUCAUCAGAUCAACCUGGCCCACGCAGCCCGGAUCCAGACACCGCUGGGUGGCGCUGCGGCCAACACGGACCCAAGGGACGAGAUCAUCGCCCGCCUGGAAAAGCGCCUCGCGGAUAUGGAGGCCCGAGAGGCCGCAGGGCGCGCAGCGGCUCAUACAUCCCAGCAUCCCAACUACGAUGCACUCCUGCACAAAGUCAGUGCCUUGGAAAGGGAGCUGGCCGACCGGCGCGACGAGCCCGUCAUCCAAAUACGGACCUGGACCCCCUUCUCCGCAAGGGUGCUCUCCGCUCCCAUCCCAGAGAAGUACAAGGGGAAUCCGAUCAAGCCGUAUGACGGCCGCACUGAUCCUCAGGAGCACUUCACCCGCUAUCAGAACAAUAUGAUGAUGACAAACGCUACGGAAGAAUACAUGUGUCGCUGGUUCCUAUCCACCUUGGAAGGACCAGCGUACGAUUGGUUCAAUAACCUUCCGGAGGGGAGCAUCGACUCAUGGCAGGACCUUGCUCAACGCUUCCUCACCCACUUUGCUGGGAGGAAACGUGCGAAGAAGCAUUUCGCUCAUCUCCUGACCAUCAAACAACAAUCAGAGGAGACGCUCCGAGCCUUCCUCGAUCGCUGGACGAGGGAGGCAGACGAAUGUGAGGGAGCCGAUGAACGCACCCUCCUGGCCUUCCUCCGCGGAGCACUACGGCCAAGCCACUUCGCCCGAAGCCUGUUCACAGAGCCCCCGCGGUCAUACCUCCCGGCGCUCCGACGCGGGGACAGGCACGCCGAUGCCGACGAGCUCCUGAACCAGAAGAAGGGUGGGGAGAAGCAACAGAAGAAGGACUCCUCGUCCAACCCCCACCACCCGCCGGCCAACAAGGGACAGCACCAGCCAAAGAAGGCACACCAGGAGCAAGGCGGACAGCGAAGAGAUGACCGUUCAUGGCGUCCAAAGUUGGAGGCACAACGCAUCCCCCUCACCCACCCGGUGAGCAUCGUCCUCGACCACGCCGAGGCGCAGGGCCUCAUUGUGAAGGACCCCAGGUCAGAGGAGGAGAUAUUUGCGGUCCACAAGGGAGGGACGUACUGCAAGUACCACCGCCAGACAUCCCACAAGACCGAGGAUUGCACCACCUUGAAAAGGCACAUCGACGGCCUCAUCCGACAGGGGGAACUUUCCCAAUUUGUCAAGGGUGCCCCCAAGAGUAACACUUGGGUUAACCCUGGCAAAAGGGGGGAAGGAUCCUCCGGGAAAAAGAGGGAGAUCGGCGCCCUCAGUGAAGAUGAGGACGAAGAAGAGCCCCGCCAGAAGAAACAUCACAUUCACAUCAUCGUCGGCGGGAACACAGGGGGGGACUCGGCUACCCAACGAAAAAAAUGGGCUCAGUCCCUAUACGUUGGUGAGGUGUCCCACGCCCCCCCUCAGCCGAAGCGACGGCACUUGGAGGCCAUCACCUUCACCGACAAGGACCUCCCCUUCGGCCCCUUGCCUCACAGGGACGCCCUCGUCGUCAAAUGCGAGAUCGGCAACAACAUCAUCCACCGCAACUACAUCGACACUGGCAGCUCUGUCAAUGUGAUGUACGUUGACACCUUCAGACAGCUGAAACUGAAGAAGACCGAGCUCCGGCCGAUACGGACUCCGUUAUCCGGCUUCACCGGGGACUCUAUCGACGCCGAGGGCACGAUAGUGCUUCCCGUUGAGGUCGGUGACGGUACCUAUAAGGCGAAGAUUGAUAUGGAGUUCGUGGUUGUCAAUCUGGACAGCGCCCACAACAUGAUCUGGGGACGACCGGCCUUGGAGGACCUUGAGGCCAUCAUCUCCAUGAAACAUCUAUGCCUCAAGUUCCCCACCAAGGACAACGUCGGCUACGCCAGAGGGAACCAGAAGAUAGCCAGGGCUUGCUACCUGAAGCUCACAAGGAAGAUCAAUGAGGCCGAGGAGCGGAUAGACACCAUCACCACCGCCUCGGCCGAAGAAGACACACCAAAGGCAGAACCGGUCGGAGACGUGGAAGAUGUUCCGUUGGACGUCUCCCGGCCGGAACGCACGCUGAAGAUUGGGACCCAGCUCCCCCAAGAUACCCGAAGGGCCAUACUCUCCGUCCUGAGAGCGUACGCCGUCGUCUUCGCAUGGGGACCAGAGGACAUGCCGGGCAUCAGCCCAAAGGUAAUCACACAUCGGCUAUCGGUGAACCCGGCCUCCUCCCCCAUCAAACAGAAAAAACGCUACCUCUCAGCUGACAGGAGGGAAUUCGUCAAAGCCGAAGUGGCCAUGCUGCUCUCCAUCAGGCACAUAAAAGAGGUGAAGUACCCCACGUGGUUGGCGAACGUCGUCCUCGCACCAGAGCCGCCCACGUUCAGAAUGUGUGUUGAUUACACUGACCUGAACAAGGCGUGCCCAAUGGACCCAUUCCCUCUCCCCAACAUUGAUCAGUUGGUGGAUGAGACAGCAGGGUGCGAGUUAAUGUCGUUCCUCGACGCGUUCAGAGGGUACCACCAGAUAUCCAUGCAUGAAGAUGACGCGGAGAAGACUGCUUUCAUGACACCGGAGGGAAUUUUUUGCUACCUCGUCAUGGCCUUUGGGCUCAAAAACUCCGGCGCCACCUACACAAGGAUGGUAGCCCGGAUUUUUAGAGCAGUCUUAGGUCGGACGAUGGAAGCAUACGUCGACGAUAUGAUCGUCAAGAGCAAACAAUCCACAACUCAUGCCGACGACCUCCGGGGCAUCUUCGAGAUCAUGAAGAGAUACAACCUCCAGCUCAACCCAAAGAAGUGCACCUUCGGCGUCCAGGGAGGUAAAUUCCUGGGGUACCUGGUCAGCCGAAGGGGCAUUGAAGUAAACCCGGAGAAGAUACAAGCCAUUAUCAACAUGGAGCCGCCCCGCAACAUCAAAGAAGUGCAACGGCUGACGGGACGCCUUGCGGCCCUGAACCGUUUCCUUUCAAAGUCCGCGGAAAAAUCGCUCCCCUUCUUUCAGAUAAUGAGGAAGGCCACCAGCUUCAAAUGGACGACGGAGUGCCAACAAGCCUUUGAAGAGCUGAAGCAAUAUCUCGCCUCCCCACCCGUCCUAUCCAAGCCCCAACCCGGCGAGACUCUCUUCCUUUACUUAGGAGUGAGCACGUCGGCCGUCAGCUCCGUCCUCAUCAGGGAAGAUGACGGGGUACAAAAAGCUAUAUUCUACGUCAGCAAGACGUUGCGGGAGGCCGAGCUUAGGUACUCCCCCAUUGAGAAGACGGUGCUGGCCAUCGUCCACAAGGUGAAAAAACUGGGUCACUAUUUCCAGGCCCACCCCGUCCACGUCCUCACGCAUCAGCCGUUGGGCGCCCUCAUGAGGAGCCCAACCAGCUCUCCAAGGAUGAUCAAAUGGGCGAUAUUCCUGAGCCAGUACCAGAUUGAGAUCAAGCCGAGGCCAUCCAUCAAAGGGCAAGCCUUAGCUGACUUCGUCACCAAGUGCACGGCAAGGGAGACGGCCGUUACCACCACAGGAGCUGAACCGGACGAAGCCUGGACCCUCUACACGGACGGGUCCUCGGCCACCAAAGCUUGUGGGGGUGGCGUCGUCCUCAUCUCCCCGGAAGGUUUCAGAGCAUACUAUGCCAUCCGCUUCAACUUCAAGGUGUCCAACAAUGAGGCUGAGUAUGAAGCGCUCCUCAGUGGGCUCAGACUGGCCGCUGGCCUCAAAGCGCGCCACAUCAGAAUCAAAUGCGACUCUAAACUAGUAGUGAACCAGAUGGAGGGUUCCUACGAAGCCAAAGAAGGGAGGAUGAAGCAAUACAAGGAGGCCGCUGCGGAAUUGCUUAAGGCAUUCGACACCUACGAGAUCACUCAGAUCCCGAGGGCGGAGAACGACGAGGCCGACAUACUCUCCAAACUCAGCUCCGACACUCCUGAGCACAUCUCCAAGAUAGCGAAGGUGGAGAAGUUGAGCAUGUCAAGCAUUCACGCCAGUCCCAUACUCGCCAUACAACAUCAGCCGGAGGAUUGGAUCACUGACAUCGCAACCUACAUCACCUCCGGCACACUACCAGAAGACGAGGAGAGGGCCAAACUAGCCAAGCUCAGGGCUCCUAGCUAUGUCAUUGAGGGUGACAAGCUCUACAAGAGAUCAUACAAUGGCACCCUCCUCCGGUGCCUACACCAGAAUGAGGCCGAAGUGGCCAUGGAAGAAGUCCACUACGGUGUAUGCUCAUCACACCAGGGACCCUUCAGCAUGUCGCGCCGCCUCGUCGUCCAAGGCUACUUCUGGCCGACGAUGGCGCGUGAUUGUGCUGAGGUCGCCCGCAAAUGCAGCGCAUGUCAACACUAUCAAAGGGCACCUGGCCGACCCGCCGUCAACUACGCCCCGGUCAGCACCGCCAUUCCAUUUUCCAGAUGGGGCAUUGACCUCGUCGGCCCACUACCAAGAGCCGCGGGCAACAACAGAUACAUCAUCGUCGCCAUUGAUUACUUCACCAAAUGGGUCGAGGCCGAACCACUCGCAAGCAUCACCGGAGCGCGGUGUCGAAAGUUCGUCUACAAGAACAUCCUCACCCGCUUCGGCGUGCCUCAGGAGAUCAUAUCAGACAACGGCACCCAGUUUGAGGCCGAACCGUUCCAAAACCUCCUCCAAGAAUGGGGUAUCAAGCACCGUUUCUCCUCCGUCGCCUACCCUCAGGCUAACGGGCAAGUUGAGAACGCCAACAGAACCAUCUUGGAGGGGCUAAAGAAGAAGCUCGAAGAAGAAGGCGGAAGUUGGGUCGACGAGCUCCCCAACGUCCUAUGGUCCUACCGCACUACGCCGAGGAGGGCCACCGGGGAGACACCAUUCUCCUUGUGCUACGGCUUCGAAGCCAAGGCUCCCACUGAGGUGACGCUUCCCAGCCGACGGGUCACACAAUACGAUCCCGAGGCCAAUGAAGAAACAAUGAAGGUGGACCUACACCUCAUCGACG